AUGGCGCUUAUGGGACCUCGAAAGAGAGUGAAGCCCAGUCCGACGCCGAGCAACGAUGAGUUGGCUCCGGAUGCCCUGAGAAACGCUGUGAAUCCACCAAAGCGAGGGAGCACGAGAUGGUAUCCUGGGUCUUGGCCGGCGAUCUCCAGGGGAUCGAAGGCUGCACCUGUUACCGAGGUUGUCCGCGAAAGCAUAUCGGUCGCUAAGAAUGUCGCAUCGAAUAUCACCGCAUCUUCUUCCGUCUCCCUCUUUGAACCUCAUAAGCCCAAUAGGAACCCUACACUCCAGUUGACACGCAAGGAAGCAUCCGCCAUCCGAUCACUCCCUGCAAACGCCACAACGACUUGUAUCAACAUUGCAUCUGACGGAUCUGCAUCUACACCGACUGUACCAUCGGCGGUCGAACCUUCUCCUUCGCCUCAACCUGCAAAGCCAGGUAAUUCUAGUGAGACUGGUUUAAAGGACAUACCUGCGGAAGUAUCAGAGGGGAACACAGAAGAUCCAGUUGCUGCAAAUAAGGAAUGCGCAGAAGGUAACGCCGAUACUAGCGGAGAGGGCACCGAGCUUGGCAACAACCCUGCUCCAACAAACAGUGAAACUGCUGGGUGGUUUUCGUGGUUCUAUAGUCGGCCUCCUGCGCAGGAGAAGGUUCCUUCAUGUGAACCGGACCCGGUUCCGAGCACAGCUGAAGUAGCGACUGAGCCUAUGCCUCAAGAAGAGACCGGGGUCGAACAAAACAAUCCCCAACCAGUGGCCAGACAAGAAGAACAGGAACAACAACAGGAACGGCAAGAGCAAGAGCAACAGCAUCAGCAACAGCAACAGGAAAACGAUACACUAGAAGGCUCAUCUAGAUCGCAGAAGCGUUCGUGGUUCCAGAUGUGGAACGGAUCAUCCGAAAUGCUUAAGCAGAAGGAUGAUCAGAUUGAGCCUCCACCAGAGCCGCUUGAUCCCCCCGCUGAGCCCGCAGACAAUGUUAUGAGUGAUGUAGCAACACUUGAGCCACAUUUGCCGGAGAGUAAUCGGUAUUCUGGCUGGUCCUUUUGGGCCAGGGAACCAGCUAAGAACGAAAAACCAGGGGCAUCCUCAGAGGUUCAACCUGCAGAAGUUUCUGCAACCCAAUCGCCGCCUACAAACCCAUUGACACCCGACCCCGAUGUCGAGCUAAGAGCAGAAGUGACCAAGAAAGGAAGCGUGAGGGCAAAGAAGCCCGGAAACGAGAUUGAAACCGCAGCUAUUACUCACGACCCUCCGGUACCAGCCGUGGAAGGAUUUACCACAACUCCUUCUCCUCUUGCAAAGAAGGUCGAACCUACAGCCUCCAAACAGCUCCAGAAGGUAUUGCCGAACCAGGUUUUACCGCAUUUUAGAGACACAUUUGCAUUAAAGGACCAACCGUCCAUUUUACAGACGAUUGGUCGAUUUUUGCACUAUUCCAAAGAGCCAGAAAACAAACACGUUUAUAUGGUGAAAGAUCCGCCGCAGAUACGCAAAGCGUUAGCUAUAGGAGUACAUGGAUACUUCCCUGCUCCUUUGAUACGCAGCGUUCUAGGCCAGCCUACCGGGACGUCGAUCAGAUUCUCCAACAUGGCCGCUAAUUCUAUCCGUAAAUGGACCGAGAACCGUGGUUACAAGUGCGACAUUGAGAAAAUUGCCUUGGAAGGUGAAGGUCGCAUCGCUGAACGCGUGGAUCUACUUUGGAAACUACUGCUGAACUGGAUGGAAGAGAUCCGGAAGGCCGACUUCAUUCUACUCGCAUGUCACAGCCAGGGCGUACCCGUUGCCAUCAUGCUUGUCGCAAAACUGAUCUCGUUUGGUUGCUUAAACGCGACUCGAGUAGGGAUCUGUGCAAUGGCUGGGGUCAACCUGGGGCCUUUCCCAGACUAUAAGUCUCGCUGGAUUAGUGGAUCUGCCGGCGAGCUUUUCGAAUUUGCUCUUCCCUACAGCCAGGUCUCUAAAGACUACGAAAUAGCUCUCAAAAGCGUGCUUGGAUUUGGUGUUCGAAUAUCCUACAUUGGGAGCAUCGAUGAUCAACUCGUCUCGCUUGAGUCAUCACUCUUCUCUGCUGUUUCGCAUCCUUACAUAUAUCGGGCUGUCUUUGUGGAUGGCAGAGUCCAUGCCCCUAGCUUCCUUUCUCAUUUAGUUGGCUUUAUUCUCAAACUGCGAAACCUUGGUAUCUCAGACCAUGGCCUCAUUAAGGAACUAAGUACCCCGCUUGCUGGCAGCCUUUAUUCAGGAGAGGGGCACUCUCGUCUCUAUGACGAUGAAAACGUUUACUUACUAGCCGUCGAGUUCGCCCUAGAAACCUCUACUUUGAGCAGCACCAGUCUUGAAAUUAAGCGCGCCAACCCUUCGCCCACGCCGAAUCCUUAUAUCCUCCCCUUCGCCAUGCGAGGUAUUCUGGAAGAAGAGUACGUCCGACGCGAGCUCCAACAAGAGACCAUGGAACUGCUCAGACAGUUCGACGAUUGGAGGCCAUCCACCAAGGUGCUCCGCGAUGUCAAAUUUCGAUUGGAAGGGAUCCGAUCAAAGCUGUGA
This is a messenger RNA of Penicilliopsis zonata CBS 506.65, 2538 nucleotides long. RefSeq lists its product as hypothetical. Lineage: Eukaryota; Fungi; Ascomycota; Eurotiomycetes; Eurotiales; Aspergillaceae. Bases 1 to 2538 code for a protein of 845 amino acids. The record is from RefSeq and is a predicted model, not a curated record. The transcript is spliced from 5 exons.